This is a messenger RNA of Dibothriocephalus latus, 429 nucleotides long. Lineage: Eukaryota; Metazoa; Platyhelminthes; Cestoda; Diphyllobothriidea; Diphyllobothriidae. The record is from the annotation of a GenBank genome assembly.
CUCUUAGCCCAACCGCCCCCCGCGCCCGUUUCCUUCGCCGUCUCGGGCUCCUCGGGCACCACAGCCUCAAGCGGUGCCGCCACCGCCGCCCUCAUCACAUCUACACCUACCCUGUUCCCUCAGCGCAAUGCCUUUACUGCGGUCUCGGAAGGCAGUGAUAAACAGGCACUUGGAACAGCCUCCAUGACAACGGCGGUGGGCAUUUCCUCCAACCAUACCGGUAGCCGUGGAGUGGCUGCGGAAGUUGCCGGACUUCCAGCCGGCCUUGAUGCUGGCUGUCAGGCCGCCGCUGUUCCCCUGGUGGAGAUCAUCGACUCAGCCGCUCUCAGCCUACGUCCUGUGUCCGCUGCCCCUCCGCCGCUAUGUCGCGAUCUGGUGAUCGCCUACUUUGAACGCCUUCUCUUGCUGGUGCAGUCCGCGCCGGACGGG